Molecule: messenger RNA, 978 nt
Organism: Penicillium alfredii
Lineage: Eukaryota; Fungi; Ascomycota; Eurotiomycetes; Eurotiales; Aspergillaceae
Product: alpha/beta fold hydrolase
Exons: 1
Coding region: 1-978 (325 amino acids)
Source: RefSeq, a predicted model, not a curated record
AUGAAUGCAACUCCCGGGCAGCCGGACUGGACCAUCGACCAAGGCUCGUUGAUGGUACCGAUUGGCACCCACCGACUCUACAUGUCCGUCAGUGGCAUCCGACGUAUGCCCGAGGACCCACUGAUAGUGAUUCUGACAGGCGCCGGCGACGUCGCAUCCUCCUACACAGCCGUCAAGCCACUAGUCAGCCAGUUUGCACGUGAAGUACUGUACGAUCGCUCAGGACUAGGCCGCAGCGAACCAAGCCCAGCCACCUCCCCCUCCACCGCGGUCUCCGCUGCGCGAGACCUGCACAGCCUGCUGGAAGCGACAAACCAGCGCCCGCCACUAAUCCUGGUAGCCCAUUCCUAUGGAGGCAUUAUUGCACGCGAGUAUCUCCACCUAUACCCCGACGACGUUGCGGGGAUGGUCCUCGUGGAGAGCUCCACCGAGCGCCAGUGCGACUAUUUCCGGGUGCCAGACCCCAAUAUAAAUGCGCUACUGGGAGAUCUGAAGUUUGCACAGGUGACUGGCCUCCGAGCAGACUCGAAACUCUCGCGUGAAGAAUGGCGGCUGCGUGCUAUGGAUAUUGCACGCGGGGCUGUCGCCGCGCAGGCCGAGGCGGACUCGUUUGUCGAGGUUUGUAGGGCGUUGGGGGAGAAGCUGCAGUAUCAACGGCGAGUAAUGGGGAACAAGCCUUUGGGUGUCAUUCGGGGUAAUAGUGCACGCGACUAUGAACGGAUCUACCAUGCUGGGGUGGAGGUGGGGAACGGGACGGAGGAACAACGGAAGGCGUUUCGAGAACUAUUGGAUAGAUGGGAGUCGAUCGACAGGGUUCUCAUGGAGGAGCAGCUGCAGUUGUCGUCAAACACGCAUCUGGUGCAUGUCCCGGACUGUGGGCAUCAUGUUCAUCUGGUGCGGCCGGAGAUAGUCGCUGCCGAGAUCAAGUGGGUGCUGGGCAGGGCACCGGGCGCUCCUCGGGACGAUCAGAAGCUCUGA